This is a messenger RNA of Vavraia culicis subsp. floridensis, 1025 nucleotides long. RefSeq lists its product as uncharacterized. Bases 1 to 891 code for a protein of 296 amino acids. The transcript has a single exon. The record is from RefSeq and is a predicted model, not a curated record. NCBI's taxonomy places the organism in Eukaryota, Fungi, Microsporidia, Pleistophoridae.
AUGAAAAUCAAACAAAUCGUGUUGGGCCAGCUGUUGGCGGUUUGUAUCGCACUGGUGAGUAAAAGCAGCGAGAAAAUGCAGAAAAUGGGGCCAUUCUGGAUAUUCCUUCAGGACAGCGCGAGAAUACUGGCAAUAUUUCUGUUCAGCACCAUUAUCAUUCGACUGGACAAGAUGCAGCAUAAGAAAGGAAAAGUUCCAUUUUAUAACUACAUCAUAUGUGCCAUUACGGAUAUAUUGGGCAACGCCUUUUUAAUCUAUGGCUACUCAGAGUCCGCAAGCUACUUCGUUGUAUUUAUUGCCCAGCUUAUGUAUCCCAUGAUGAUAAUCACCGCAAAGGUGCUGUUCAACCGGAAUCCUGAGAUAUCGCUGCUCAAGAUUCUUGCAUUCAUCGUGCUCGUGACAUCCUGUUUCUUCGUUAACAAGUACAAUCACAACGAGUCAUCGAAGAACAUGAUCAAAGGGUUUGUUUGUGUCCUACUCUCCAACUCGUUCUUCAUCGCCAACAUUGUACUGCAGUCGAGAGUUGUGAAGGUGAUAGGGCCAUUUCCCUAUUUAAAAAGGGUGAACAUUGCUAGUUUGGUUCUCUCACCGAUAAUCAAUCUCGCGAUAAACUACCGGAACUUGCCGAAAAGUUUUGAUGACGUUUGGUCGUUUUAUAAAUUACGAUACCAUUGGCUCGGACUGUACACGCUGUGUAUAUCCGCUUUUUAUAUACUCGGGACGUUCUACAUUGAAUGGAAUGGUCCGGUGCCGUUCAACAUUGCUACGCUUCCGUUUUCAGCAUAUUUUGGGCUCUUGAACAUUUUUGAAACUUUUAAGCCCUACGUUGUGUUGGCCUACAUGAUUUGUAUCAGUGCCAGUCUUUAUUUAUUGCACAAGGAACUCCGCUAGUUGGCACGACUGCCUGGUUUAAUUAAACCAUUGCACGAGAAGUAUGGCCAAUAAUUAAAAAAUUCGUUCAAAAAGUCAUUCAGAUUUGUCGCAUAGCUUACAUUUUUGUUGUUUUUCGAAUAAAACGAUCAUUU